CCACAAUUUCGCAUCUUUAUCUCUUCCAUCCCACACAGUUCACCCACCUCCAAGAUUGCAGAUUAAUGAUCAUGUCGUAUGCAACUUCUGCUUUCGAUGAACACGUUCGGAAAACCAUCGAUGAAUGGAAUGUACCAGGACUCGGAAUUGCGGUUGUACAAGGCGACCAGAUUCAUGCAAAUGGUUACGGCGUAGCUCAUCUCAACGGCGAAUUAUGCACCGAAGAUACGCUCUUCGACUGUGCAAGCACUUCCAAAUCUUUCACUGCAGCAUGCGUCGCGCUGCUCGUCGAUGAUGAAGCGUAUCCAGACGUGCAAUGGCGGACACCAGUCUCCAAGCUGUUGCCUGACGACUUCGGUCUCCCAGACCCGUAUCUUACAGCCAACGUCACCAUUGAGGAUAUCCUCAGCCACCGGACUGGGGUUCCAGGACACGAUAAUGCGCUCUUCGGCCAAAAGGCUGUGCAGCCAGACACUGCAAAAUCUGUGACGCGGAAAUUGAGGGAUUUGCCAUUCAAUAAGCCGUUGCGAACUGACUACCAGUAUAGCAACAUUAUGUAUACGGUUGCUACGCAUCUCAUUGAGACCGUCACGGGCGAGUCGUACAGCGAAUUCGUGAGGAAGAGGAUCUGGGAGCCGCUCGGCAUGUCGAACACCUACCAGGAUAUCACCGGUGUCGAAGCCGGAAAUGCGAAAGAUCGUUUGGCGAUGGGCUAUCAUUGGGACAAAGAGAACAAAGAGUAUUUCACUAUUCCAUCGUACGUACAGCCUGAAGGGCAGGGUGCAGGAUGCGUCUUCAGCAGUGUCGGCGACUACGCAAAAUGGGUGCGGGCGCUUGUCCAGCGCUCUUGUCCGUUGUCAGAGGAGGCUCACAAAGAGAUGAUCAAGGGGCGAAUCAUUGUUCCGUAUGAGAGCAACGACGUGCUUCCGCUUUAUGGACACUCUUUGUAUGCCCUGGGACUGAUUGUUGAAUCGUACCGCGGGCAUGUCGUGGUCGGCCACGGUGGAUCUUUCGAUGGGUUCAAGGCCUUGAUGCGAUUUUUGCCGGGGCAGGACUGGGGUGUUGUCAUGUUUGGCAACUCAGAUGAUGCGUUCUACGUCCUGCAGAUCUUGUUCCAUCAGUUGAUGGACGAUGUGCUCAAGGUCCCGCAGGAGGAGCGUACAGAUUCGCCUGCGUACUGGCGGAAGUAUCAUACGGACGAGGAGAAGGAAGAGGAAGAGGAGGACCCAGAAAUGUUACCACCCGAAUCGCCAGCACCGCUUCCAGUACCCUUGGGCAAGCUUGCUGGCAGUUACUUUAACGCUGGCUAUCGCACUUUGGUGCUUGCGCACAACGAUGGAAGAUUGAAGGCUGACUGCACGGACAGAUGCAUGCCCUUCGACCUUGAGUUCCAUCAUCUGUCUGAGAACAAGUUCGCUGCUGAAUACAAAGAUCUGCUAGACAGAAGCAGACGAAAAUUGAAGGCCGAGUUUGAAAUUCGUGAAGAUGGGGUGGUCCAGAGUAUGGGUAUAGCACUGUGCGAUGGGAUGAAGGAUGAGUUGAUAUGGUUUCAAAAGCGUAGAUAGCAUUAUUGCAGUC
Macroventuria anomochaeta is the source of this 1578-nucleotide messenger RNA. RefSeq names its product beta-lactamase/transpeptidase-like protein. The transcript has 2 exons. The record is from RefSeq and is a predicted model, not a curated record. The coding region runs from base 66 to 1565 and encodes 499 amino acids. NCBI's taxonomy places the organism in Eukaryota, Fungi, Ascomycota, Dothideomycetes, Pleosporales, Didymellaceae.